CGACGUGUCAGAAAACCCUAAAACCUUAACAGUUCAACCACCAUCGUCGUUCCAAACGGAGAGCUCCGCUCUGAGGAGAAGAUCAGCAUCACAGAAAUGAUCCGAUUCGCGAGACCAAAACCUAAAAUCGAGCUAGUGGGUUACAAUCUUCUUCAGAAAUGCUACGCAAGUGGAACCCCUAAAGGAAAAGCUAAGCUGAAGACAGGUCAACCACUGAAGCGCAACAAACUCACAAUCAAGAAAGGCGGCGGAAGCGGCGGCGGAGGAGGUGGUGAGGAAGCGGGAAAAGGAAAAGGAAGAAUCUCAGAUGAGAAUCAGAAGCUAUACGACCAAUGCAUAAACGCUCCUUGCCCUGUUCGUUACCUAAGACCCAAGGAUAUAGAACGAGAGGCGAAACGAGAGAAGCUAGGGUUGAUCAGUAAGGCGAGACAACGAGAGAUUGAGAUUCAGAAGAAAAGUGGAUAUAAAAUGGGAGUUAUUACUAUUACCACUGAGCCGAUUAGGAUUGGGACUCCGGGAUUGGAUUACAUUUCGUUAGGGAUUUUUACGGAAGAUGAGUUGCCUAAGUAUAAAGUUACGGUAGAGGAUGGGAAGAGACUUGCUAAAGAGUAUAGUAGAGUGCUUAUGAGAGAGCAUAGGGCGAAACGUGUGGCGGAGACUAAUUUGUUGAAGUUGAGGGAAGCUGCUGUUGAGGCAUUGCCUGAACAUUUGAAGAAGGCUGCUUUAGAGCGUGAUUUGACUCCGUUUUAUACAGCCCCAUCUUCCAAGCCGCGGUUGCUGCCAUACAUCCAAAACACAACAAUAUUAAGAUUGGAAUUUACACAGAAGAUAGAGAUACAUGUGUGAUCAGAGGAAGCUGAGUACCUGCCCAAUACCAGCGAUCAGAAACUGACCAGAUUUGGCAAAAGCUAAAGAGUUGACAAA
This is a messenger RNA of Camelina sativa (false flax), 924 nucleotides long. NCBI's taxonomy places the organism in Eukaryota, Viridiplantae, Streptophyta, Magnoliopsida, Brassicales, Brassicaceae. The record is from RefSeq and is a predicted model, not a curated record.